This is a messenger RNA of Quercus lobata, 2117 nucleotides long. RefSeq names its product zinc finger BED domain-containing protein RICESLEEPER 1-like. The transcript is spliced from 2 exons. The record is from RefSeq and is a predicted model, not a curated record. Bases 95 to 1786 code for a protein of 563 amino acids. Gene Ontology annotation, molecular function: DNA binding; protein dimerization activity. NCBI's taxonomy places the organism in Eukaryota, Viridiplantae, Streptophyta, Magnoliopsida, Fagales, Fagaceae.
ACGAAUCAAAGAACACCACAAAACCCAAAAGAAAAGGUCUGAAUUCUGAAGCAGAGCCUCUUAGACAUUUCUCUCUCAGAAGACGACAUAAGAAAUGUCUGGGGAGCAUGCAAAAGAGAAUGCUUUGGAUGCUGAAGUGAGAGCCCAUUCUUUGGACAAUGAAAGUUUUGGUGGUCCUAAUGAAAAUGUGGGUGAGAAUCUGGUUUUUGAUGACACAAAAAGAGCCCGAGCUUUUGCAUUAUGGGUCUGUGCUGAAGAUGUGCCACUUCGGGCCAUUGAAGUUCCCAGCUUUCUUGAUCUUGUUCAUACACUGAACCCACUUGCCAAUCCUCUCAAUGUCAAAAUGGUUAAAGCUGAGUGCUUGAAAAUCUUCAAGGAAGAGAAAGUGAAAAUUAAACAAGUUUUAGCUGAUUUCAAUGGUCAAAUCAGCCUCUCAGUUGAUGUGUUGAAUACUCCAGUGUGUGAUGAGUAUAUGUGCUUAACAGCACAUUUUGUUGAGGAUGGUUGGGAAGUGAAAAAGUGGGUUCUUAGUUUUUUCCGUGUUUGGGGGGAGGAAGAUUAUGCUUCCAAGGUGCUUUUGAAGUGUCUUUCGGACUGGAAAAUUGAGAACAAGAUAUUCACGAUCACUAUGAAAAAUGGUAAUGAUUAUGAUGCUACAGUCAAGAUACUUAAAGAUCGUGUACAAGAAAAGAAAAAGUUCCAGCUCAAUGGUCGGCUAUUUCAUGUGUAUUGUUGUGCUGACAUGUUAAGUGUGAUUGUUCGGGAUGCAUUGGCUGAGAUAGCAGACAUCAUUGAUGAAGUGCUUGAUUUUGCGGUUUGUGCGAAACCAAGCCCAUUUUGGCAUCUAACAUAUGUGGGGCUAAAAGAGGCUUCAGAGUUAUAUUCCAUGGGAGAAUUUUUUGGAGAUGAGUAUCAUGGGAUACAACUACCACCUGCUGAUGUAUGGCAUAAAGCUGAGGCUUUUGUUAAACUUCUAGGAAGCAUUUAUAAUGUGGCAAAAAAAUUGUUUGAAGCAAAAUAUCCUACAGCUAACAAUUAUCUUCAUAAUCUUCAAGAGCUUCGAGCAAGUUUAAUUCAUGAAUCGAUGAGCACAGAUAGGUUCAUCAAACCUAUAGCUGAGAAAAUGUUUCAGAAGUUUGAUAAGUACUGGAAUGAUAUGUUUUUGCUAUUGGCACUUACUACGCUGUUGGAUCCUCGUUUUAAGAAGAAAUAUUUUGAAUUUUCUUCUUUAAAAUAUGAGGACAGUGAUGGCAAAUUUCGGGUCGCUGCUGUUUUGGAUGCCUUGCAGACCCUUUACGAUGAAUAUGCAAACACUAUUGAUGAAGAUGAGAAGCCUAUGAGUAAAUCUUCAGCUUCUUUUGAGUGUGAAGGUAGUGAUGGUCCUUGUCCUAAAAUCAGACGUGUUGAGGAAGGCUGUGGGAGUUCUAAAGAUGGUUUUGAUUGGGUGCAGGAAUACAAACAAUUCAUUCAACCUAAAGGUCAGCACCCAAAGUCAGAACUGGAUUUUUAUUUGGAAGAACCUGUCCUACCAUGGAUUGAGGAUUUUGACAUUAUUAGUUGGUGGAGAGCCUCGAGCUCAAAAUAUCCAAUCCUCUCUAGGGUGGCUCGUGACCUAUUGGCAAUCCCCAUUUCAAUUGUCACUUCGUAUGAUGCGUAUCAUACAACAGCAAGGCAGAUUGAUUGGACUCUUAUGUCCUCGGGGCGUGAUAUUAUGGGAGCGUUGAUGUGUACUCGGAGUUGGAAUCAAAGCAACUCAUAUGAAGAUGAAGAUGAAGAUGAAGAUUAAAAGGGUAUGAAAAGCAUAAAUCUUUCUAUUCUUUUUGUUCUAUUUAACCUGUGAAGGCAAUGCCACAGAACUAUUGGAAAAGGCAGCAACUGUCUUGAUUUUGCAUUUUAGCAUUACCAGAGAUCUUGAACAGAUGCUUUAUUUUCUUCACUUGUUGGUUAGGUUGCAUGAAUCAAAUCACCUAUGAUGUCUGUGACUUUUGAUUGCAUUGCCAUUAUACCAUAUAGCUUUUGAAUGUCUUUUGGUUAGUUAUUUUGAAACUUGGUUUAUGAUUGUGGUCUCUUAUAACGGUUGUGUAAUGAACCUAGUCAAAUCCCUUUAUGUAUAUUUG